Messenger RNA from Pisolithus orientalis, 1110 nucleotides. Its product is annotated as Rad1/Rec1/Rad17. The coding region runs from base 1 to 1110 and encodes 369 amino acids. Gene Ontology annotation, cellular component: checkpoint clamp complex. The record is from RefSeq and is a predicted model, not a curated record. Lineage: Eukaryota; Fungi; Basidiomycota; Agaricomycetes; Boletales; Pisolithaceae. The transcript is spliced from 10 exons. Gene Ontology annotation, biological process: DNA repair; DNA damage checkpoint signaling.
AUGUCCCAGUCUCAAGGAAUCCAGGCUGAGGAAUCGAAACCGGUUUUAACAGCCUCCGUCAAUGAUGUGAAGUACAUUGUCGCCCUUCUCAGAGGCAUCAACUUUUCUAACCGUGCAUCAGUCACCCUUUCGGCUGAUUUAGGCAUAAUUGUUACCGUCGAAGAGGCGCGGACCUUGCUAGCAACAUCAUAUAUAUAUUCCGACCACUUUGACGAAUGGAAUUAUUCUGCUGAUAUUUCUGGACCUGCAUCAUCUCAGCUAUCCGACCCACAUGUCGACCCUUCAACCGUAACAUUCGAGAUUCCACUAAAUACCCUCAUAGAGUGUCUGAACAUAUAUGGCACAGCAAGCAUGUCGGCUGCAGGGAGUGGUUCAUCUCAUAAAAAGUGGCGCCGGGGAGGCGAUCGUUCUGACGACGAGCGCUACGAGGAACGCCGUGAUGGAAGGCAGCAGGCGAAGGGUGCAAGUAAUGCUCCAGCCGGCAACCGCAUUGACCAAUACUUCGGUGGUGGGAGCGAUAAGGGGACGCGUGCACGGCUGUCCUACACAGGUUCCGGACACCCACUGACACUGUGGCUUGCGGAAGACUCGUCUGGUCCGACUACGACGUGCGAGAUAGUGACGUUUGACCCGGAACCCUUUGUUGAGCUUCCAUUUGACGGUGAUCGCACUGUAUUGAAAAUAAUUUUCAAGUCUUCCUCGUGGCUUCGGGAUGCGCUUGUUGAGCUCGAUCCAUCAUGCGACAAAAUCACCUUCGUCAGUAAUCCGGUUGCGGAAGUCAGAAAGGCGCAUAGAGGGAUGCCAGCGAAGCCCCUGUUCCGUAUCAUAGCGACGGGUAGUUUUGGGACAACAGAGAUGGAUUAUCCUAACGACCGCGAAGUAUUAGAAACUUUCGAGUGUUUCCGUCCAAUGAGGGCAAGCUACAAUUUCGCGCAUAUCGCGCGCACUCUGCGUGCUUUGCAGAGCUCGACUAAGACUUCCCUUCGGAUCGAUGACGAAGGGUUGUUAAGUUUGCAAUUCUUGGUGCCCGUACCCAAGCCACGAGCAGGGCUGUCUGAUUCUUUUAUCGAGUUUCGAUGUCUAGCAUUAGAUGAAGAAGUAGCUUCCUAA